CUCUAUACAACAUUCAACAGCAACCAGAGCCAUCAUCCACAUUUCCUACGAUAGCUCUCAAAUUGACACCCAUCUCACCCCAAGAAACCAUGUCCAACACCAACCCCACCACCAACAACCAAACCCUCCUCGCCGCCAAAUCCUGGCUUCGUGACUACCAUACCCUAGGCGACGAACUCAAUCCCGACAUCGCCGUCCCCAAAUUCUACACCCCAGACUGUGAGAUGAGGUUCCCAGGCCAUGCUCCAAUCAAGGGCCAUGAAGCAAUUAUCAGCUUUUUCAAAGAGCAGUCCACGAUCCUGGAGAGCAUGAAGCAUACUAUUGGCCAUGUGGACGUUCUUCCUGAUCGCAUCUAUCAGGAGGCGACCAUCGACUAUGUUUUGAAAGGUGACGAGGAGAAGAAGGUGGUUAGUGUUCAGGGUAUGGCGAUCUUUGGGAAGAGGGUGGAUGAGGAUAAGAUGAGGUUUUUCACGGUGUAUUUGGAUACGAGUCCUUUGGUGGAGAGGGUUAGGGUUGUUACUGGUGCUAGGGAGAAGUGAGUUGGGGUAGUAUAUACGUG
Molecule: messenger RNA, 559 nt
Organism: Aspergillus costaricaensis CBS 115574
Lineage: Eukaryota; Fungi; Ascomycota; Eurotiomycetes; Eurotiales; Aspergillaceae
Product: nuclear transport factor 2 family protein
Exons: 1
Coding region: 90-539 (149 amino acids)
Source: RefSeq, a predicted model, not a curated record